This is a messenger RNA of Hemibagrus wyckioides, 3355 nucleotides long. RefSeq names its product galanin receptor type 1-like. NCBI's taxonomy places the organism in Eukaryota, Metazoa, Chordata, Actinopteri, Siluriformes, Bagridae. The record is from RefSeq and is a predicted model, not a curated record. Gene Ontology annotation, biological process: positive regulation of cytosolic calcium ion concentration; negative regulation of adenylate cyclase activity; G protein-coupled receptor signaling pathway. Gene Ontology annotation, molecular function: galanin receptor activity. Bases 607 to 1707 code for a protein of 366 amino acids. Gene Ontology annotation, cellular component: membrane. The transcript has 3 exons.
UAUUCAAAUCUCCAGGUUGGGUGAGUCUCUGCCCACUGUAGCCUCCGAAUCCUGUUGAGGGAUGAUGAGAGAGAAAUAACUGAUGUGGUCUUCUGUUGAUGUGAAAGACUCAAGGGUCGGGCAUCUUGCGCAUACUGUGUGUGUGUGUGGGAGAGAGAGAGAGAGAGAGAGAGAGAUGGAUGCUGAUGAUAGCUAUUAUGUUUCUCUGGAGAGUUUAUUAACGGCUUGUGUAUCUCACUGAUUAUGAAUAAGAAUGAUCAUUCUCUACAAAACACUCCACAUAACUGGAUCCGGGAACGCGCACCGCAGCUCCAUAAUCAGCGGGAGCGCGCACCUCUCUCUGUCUAUGUCUCUUUGUGAGACACUUACUUUUAGGUCAGAAUCAGGUUUAAAGUUUUAGACAAGACUUCUUAUGCUCAGGAGUGAAUAGAGUUUGAGCGUGUGUGGGUGUGUGUGUGUGUGUGUGUGAGAGAGAGAGAGAGAGAGAGAGAGAGAGAGAGAGACUUUCUGGAGCCGAAAUGAGCACAUAACCAGCAUCAGCGCGCAUCGAGAGUCAUUUGGGAAGUGCGCACGGAGAGUGUGUGAGUGUGUACGUCUGCGUGCUUCAUGCAGUGUUUGUGGGACAUAAUGGACCUUAUGGACCUGAAGGAAGGGAUGAACCGGACUGGUGCGAGUGACCACACCGCCGGAUGGUGUGAGAACGGAACGGCGGAGGCGGCGGCAUCGGGAAAGCUGGCGCUCGGCAUCGGUGCAGACAACGUAGUCGCCCUGCUAGCCUUCGCGCUCAUCUUCGCGCUGGGCGUCCUGGGUAACUCGGUGGUGAUCGCGGUGCUGGCGCGCAGACGUCCCGGAGCGCCGCGCGGCACCACUAACAUCUUCAUCCUGAACCUGAGCGUGGCUGACCUGUCCUACCUGCUCUUCUGCGUGCCCUUCCAGGCCACCGUGUACGUGCUGCCCACCUGGGUGCUUGGCGCGUUUCUCUGCAAGUUUACGCACUACUUCUUCACCGUCUCUAUGCUCGUGAGCAUAUUCACGCUCUCCGCCAUGUCCGUGGAUCGCUACGUUGCCAUUGUGCACUCGCGCAGGUGCUCCGGGGUGCGCGUGGCUCGACACGCCGUGCGCGCCAUCGCAGUGAUCUGGGCGCUGUCGCUGGCCAUGGCGGCUCCCGUGGCGCACUACCAGAACAUCAUCAAGCGCGAGGAGAACGCCACGUACUGCUGGGAGCUGUGGCCGAGCGCGCGGGACCGGAAGAUCUAUGUGGUGUGCACCUUCGUGUUCGGAUACGUUCUGCCGCUGGUGCUCAUCUGCUUCUGCUACGCCAGCGUUUUAAAUCACUUACACAAAAAACUGAAGAACAUGUCCAAAAAAUCAGAGGCAUCUAAGAGGAAGACGGCACAGACGGUGUUGGUAGUCGUGGUGGUCUUCUGCCUCUCCUGGCUCCCUCAUCAUAUCGUCCAUCUGUGGGUGGAGUUCGGCUCGUUCCCUCUGAACCAAGCAUCUUUUAUGUUCCGCGUCAUCGCUCACUGCCUGGCCUACAGCAACUCCUCUGUCAACCCCAUCAUCUAUGCUUUCCUCUCCGAAAAUUUCCGGAAGGCGUACAAGCAAGUGUUCAAGUGCCAGAGCAACGGGGGAUCUCCGUCCAACGAAGUCAAGGGAGUACGCAGCAAAGCCGAGACGCCACCCAUCACCAACUGUACCAGCGUCUAAUAGAUACACACGGCAUUUUUCGAAAUGAAAAAAGCCUCUCUCUUUCUGAACAUAAUAAAGCCUGACCCGUGUUAAGGACCAUGUAAGACAGUUACUCUCUGUAUAUAAAGCCUCCUUUAAGCAGUGUGUACAGUAUUCAAUCUUUGCCCUGAUUCUCCUUUCUGUCCUCACGUGAUGUGGUUUCCAUGUCAAUAUCCAGCUUGUAAAAACAGCCACUUAUGAGCAUGAGAGGAAACUCUCGGUGGAUGAGUCAGGAACAAAUAGAAGGACAGUGAGCAUUGCGAAAGGCACUUUGUACAGAAAAUGAGAACGCCGAUGCUGAUCUGAAGAUCUGAAGCUCUGCCUUUAUGAUCUGUGUUGGAGAUCCCUUCUGCUCUGAGGAAAUAUAAUUUUAUGCAGUAGAGCAAUUAGGGCGCUUUUUGAGGUUCAAGCCUUGUCAUGAACAUCUGCCACUGGCAGCUCUUACUCCUACUCUCUAUCUUCAGUAUGUCCAGGAUUUCCAAAAAGGAUGGAUGAACACCUCUUUAUCUCUCUAAACACUUUAUUUAUCUCCUCACAGACCUUGAUGAGGUUCAGAUGACCAGACAAGGCUGGACUCUUAAACACAAUGUACUGCCUAGCCUUACACUAAGGAUAUAGAGUUUAAUAAUCCAUAAAACGGAGAAAACCUCAAAUGAAAUAAAUCAACAUGUGUGUAUAGUAAGUUCUUAAAAAGAAGCUAUAAUGACUCAUGUUCUCUAAUAAUCUUCAUAUUAGCUUUAUAUUCAGCAUGUCUGGUCACCUCCCAACCUCUAUAUGAAUUUGAUCUGAAAGUGAAUGGAGCUAAUCUUGGAUAAAUCUACACAAGUUGUUGUUUCCUGUCCCCUCUCACAUGUUAUUGUCACACUGUAUUGAUCACAUCCACUGUACUUUUCAUCCAAACAGUCAGCAUGUCCAGUCUUUCCACCUUGAGAUGCUCUGCCAUGUCUCCAACAGGCCUAUAGAGACAAGUGGACAGAUGGAUGGACACCACUUUCUCUCGCCAACCUCUUUAUUUAUCUCUUCAUAGAGCUUCAUCAAAUACGCACGUGAAAGGUUUCACCCCAGUGAAAAGCUACAAUUCAUUUACAUUCAGAAGCAAACUAGUGUGUAAAGGCUAAACACAGAAGCUAAUCAGUGGCCUAGGAAAAAAACCUAGCAAAAGCUAACUACCGAGUAAAAGCUAACCUUACAAGAAAAGCCUAUAUAUCCUGAAAUGAGGUGGAUUUUAGACUGAUCUCUGAAAGUUUGCUGUAAAAUAAGAGCGCUGCAUCGCUGUCUGUGUUUACUUUCACGAUAUGUCUAGCAUGUUUACUCUGUACCUUACACUGCAUAUGCUAGGAUCCAGUGCUGUAAAUAUUAGCUUUAAGGCAAAGAGCCUUUUGUUUCAUGUGUGUAUGUGUGGAUUGUGCCUUUAUUUAUGUCCUUAUGCCAUUGUUGUAUAUUUAGUGAGAGGAAAUUAGUGAGGUGUGUGCCUCUUUUCAUGGAGUACCUCAUGUGUGUGUGUGUGUGUGUGUGUAUUCAGCCACUCAGCUACUGUAAUGAUACUUAAGCUGCUUUUUUCUGCUCAGUACCAUGUGUUUAACCUGAAACUGAGGCACACACCUGAAUAUUAAAAUUGUAAAUUGAA